CGCUUUCAUAUUUCAUCAUCGGCUAAAUUGACUGAAAAUGGCUGCCGAAAGCACGUUGAAUAAGCAUCUGGCCAAACAAGAUUUAGAAAAUCUCGAUGAAGCGUCUUUGAAUCCAUUGUCUCCAGAGGUCAUUAGUCGCCAAGCAACAAUAAACAUAGGUACUAUUGGGCAUGUGGCUCAUGGAAAGUCUACCCUAGUUAAAGCCAUCUCAGGUGUACAGACUGUCCGCUUCAAGAAUGAACUUGUUAGAAACAUCACAAUUAAGCUAGGCUAUGCGAAUGCUAAGAUUUUCAAAUGUGAUAACCCAGCAUGUCCUAGGCCUGGUUGUUACUGUUCAAAAGGAAGCAAUAAAGAAGAUGUUUUCCCCUGUGAGAGGCAAGGUUGUACAGGCAAUUUCAGGCUACAAAGACAUGUAUCAUUUGUUGAUUGUCCCGGUCACGACAUUCUUAUGGCAACCAUGUUGAAUGGAGCGGCAGUCAUGGAUGCAGCUUUACUAUUAAUUGCUGGAAAUGAACCAUGUCCUCAACCUCAGACCUCAGAGCAUCUCGCAGCCAUUGAGAUCAUGAAGCUUAAGCAUGUGCUUAUCUUACAAAACAAAAUUGAUUUAGUCAAGGAAAGUCAGGCCACAGAGCAGUAUGAUCAAAUCUUAAAGUUUGUGCAAGGUACAGUUGCAGAGGGUGCUCCAGUGAUUCCAAUUUCAGCGCAGCUUAAAUACAACAUUGAAGUCAUCUGCGAAUACAUCACAAAGAAAAUACCUGUUCCAACACGAGAUUUUUUGUCAAAGCCCAGGCUCAUUGUUAUCCGAUCGUUUGAUGUAAACAAACCCGGAUGCGAGGUUGAAGAUCUGCAAGGGGGUGUUGCUGGAGGCAGUAUAUUGCAGGGUGUUCUAAAGGUUGGACAAGAAAUUGAGGUUAGGCCCGGAAUCGUGUCAAAAGAUUUAGAAGGCAAAUUGCAAUGCAAGCCUAUCUUUUCUAGGAUAAUAUCACUAUUUGCCGAGAAGAAUGAUCUACAAUAUGCUGUACCAGGGGGUUUAAUUGGUGUUGGUACAAAGAUUGAUCCUACACUCUGCAGAGCAGAUCGUCUUGUCGGUCAAGUUCUUGGAGCAGUGGACGCUUUACCGGAUAUAUACACCGAAUUGGAAAUCUCUUACUUCUUGCUGAGAAGGCUACUUGGCGUACGGGUAGAGGGCGAUAAGAAAGGUGCCAAAGUCCAAAAGCUUUCCAAAAACGAAGUACUUAUGGUGAACAUUGGCUCCCUAUCAACAGGAGGAAGGGUAUUGGCUGUCAGGGCUGAUUUGGCUAAAAUUGUAUUAACAAACCCAGUGUGUACAGAAAUUGGUGAGAAGAUCGCCCUCAGCCGAAGGGUGGAAAAACAUUGGAGAUUGAUCGGAUGGGGACAGAUCCGCAGGGGUGUUACUAUUAACCCCACAAUCGUUGACAACUGAAUUAAUAAUUAAUAAAUAUUAAUUUGCAUAUUAAAACACAUGAGUCAUGUUAUUAUACAAUCCUAUAUGUCACAUGACUGGGGAGCUUGUAUUUUUCUAGAAUGUUGGCUCCUGUAUCAGCUGUGAAUGAUGUGAACACACAAUUUAUGAAAUUACUCAUCAGGACAAAAGAAUUUUCUAUGAAAGGAAGCUUAUGGUUCUUUACAUACCACCUGUGGUCCUAUGUGUGUCAAGGAAUACAUGCUUUUAUAUAUGUGUAUUCAUUCAAAUUUCCUUAACGCAUAAAUAUAAUGAUUUUUCACUAUGACUUUUAUCUUGGAUAAAGAUGAUAAUUCCAGCUGACUGUAUCUUGUUAUGUAUUUUAGUAGCAUUCAGUUUAUCAUUUCAUUAUAAGAUUAUAAUAAUUAUGUUGUGAGUACUGAAAGAUUUUGAACUUCCUGCUGAUGAUGUAAUUGCUCCCCAAGGCACUUGUCUCAGAGGUUACUUGCUAUCUGCACUGCAAAAGAUGUGCACUGCCCUCUAUUAUAUGACACAUGGUACAUCGCCCUCUUGAGUCUAGCAUACCAAGUGUAUAGUAGUUACUCAUCCUCAUGGGAGCUUUGGUACCUCAUCUUUUAGAAGCAAGACAACUUUUUUGUUUGUUAAUGAUGAUGAUUAAAUUAAAGCUAUACAGUUGAACUUGCCUAAGUCGAAUCUAAAAUGGCAUUGGAAAAUUGUUUAACUUAGAUCAGAUUGUUAAUUAGUGAAAAACGCAACAAUUUGGCAUGUAAGUAAGAUCCCCUUAGAAAUUAUUUGAGUUAGGCAAAGUCGACUUAAGCAAAUUUAACUGUACUUCGGUUGGGUAGGCUUUGGAUAAGUAGCUACAACAUGUACUAUUAGUCUUAAUACCUACAACAUGUACUAUUAGUCUUAAUACAGUUUGAAUAUUGCUGAACUUAGCAAGUGUUGUUACAAUAAAACUGUCAUCUUAACAUCAAGCAUA
Molecule: messenger RNA, 2426 nt
Organism: Anneissia japonica
Lineage: Eukaryota; Metazoa; Echinodermata; Crinoidea; Comatulida; Comatulidae
Product: eukaryotic translation initiation factor 2 subunit 3-like
Exons: 12
Coding region: 38-1444 (468 amino acids)
Biological process (GO): positive regulation of translational fidelity; formation of translation preinitiation complex
Cellular component (GO): cytosol; eukaryotic translation initiation factor 2 complex
Molecular function (GO): translation initiation factor activity; tRNA binding; GTPase activity
Source: RefSeq, a predicted model, not a curated record